AUGAUUCCCGAAAAGAACAUCCAAACAAAGGCCUUCGUGGUCGAAGCACCCAAUGCCCCCUUUGUCCUUCAAGAUGUUGUGCUGGACGAAGUGCGAGAUAAUGAAGUCCUCGUCGAAAUGAAGUAUACUGGUCUAUGUCACACGGAUAUUGUGGUCCAACAGGGUGCUAUUCCCGUCGGCGAUUAUCCAGCUGUCCUGGGACAUGAAGGUGCAGGUGUUGUGCGCCGAGUUGGUAGUGCCGUUAAGGAUAAAUCCUUGAAAGAGGGCGAUCAGGUUUUUCUCAGCUUUACCACAUGCGACAGCUGCAACUACUGUAAGGAUGGACGCAAAGGAUUCUGCCAUAAUUUCACCACGAUCAACUUCGCCGGUGUGCGAGGCAUGUCUGCCGCUGAUUCGCCUAUCUCUACCCCCGGAGGCCAGCCCAUUCGAGGACAGUUCUUCGGUCAGUCUUCAAUGAGUAAGCUGGCCGUUGUGAAUGAGGCUUCGAUCGUGAAGAGCGAGUUCAAGGUCAGUGAUUCAGAUCUUGCCGCCUUGGCUCCCCUCGGAUGCGGCUAUCUUACCGGUGCCGGUACCGUCUUGAAUGUCCUCAAGCCCAAGCCCAAUUCUCGAUUAGUUGUUCUUGGAAUGGGUGCUGUCGGCUUGGCUGCGAUGAUGGCUGCCCGUGCUUUGGGUGUUGAGACCGUUGUCGCUGUUGAUAUUGUCGACUCGAAACUCGAGCUGGCGACCUCUCUUGGAGCCACGCACACGCUGAACACGAAGCGUGUCUCCGAUCUUUCAGAGGGGCUGCAUGAAAUGUUCCCCGACGGUGUCGAUAAUAUCGUUGACACAACCGGUUUUGUGCCUUUGCUUCAAUCAUCUAUUUCAGCACUGGGCCAUGGGGGAACUCUGGUCUUUGUUGGUGUCGCUCCGGCCACUGGCACGCUUACCAUCAGUCCACUGGAAAUCAUGCUUAGCUGUAAGCGAGUGAUCGGAGCAAUUGAGGGAUGCUCGGACCCGGUCAAGCUUCUCCCGCAACUGCUCGAAUGGUACAAGCAGGGCAGGUUCCCAGUCGAUAAGCUGGCUAAGAUUUAUAACACGGACUCGCUGGACCAGGCAUUGGAAGAUUUAAAGGCCGGCAAAAUUAUCAAGCCGAUUCUCAAAUGGGAGGAUCUAUAA
Molecule: messenger RNA, 1155 nt
Organism: Penicillium odoratum
Lineage: Eukaryota; Fungi; Ascomycota; Eurotiomycetes; Eurotiales; Aspergillaceae
Product: NAD(P)-dependent alcohol dehydrogenase
Exons: 3
Coding region: 1-1155 (384 amino acids)
Molecular function (GO): oxidoreductase activity; zinc ion binding
Source: RefSeq, a predicted model, not a curated record